This is a messenger RNA of Amphibalanus amphitrite, 1708 nucleotides long. RefSeq names its product 2-hydroxy-3-oxopropionate reductase-like. The coding region runs from base 323 to 1408 and encodes 361 amino acids. The transcript has 7 exons. NCBI's taxonomy places the organism in Eukaryota, Metazoa, Arthropoda, Thecostraca, Balanomorpha, Balanidae. Gene Ontology annotation, cellular component: mitochondrion. Gene Ontology annotation, molecular function: 3-hydroxyisobutyrate dehydrogenase activity; NADP binding; NAD binding. Gene Ontology annotation, biological process: L-valine catabolic process. The record is from RefSeq and is a predicted model, not a curated record.
GUUGAGCAGUACCAUGUGGCCCCUGUCGGCCUUGAGUGCCAGUCUUCUCGGCUGUUGUCGACUGCCGCUCAGUUCACCACACAGUGCUUUUAUACCGCGUGGAGACGGUUGAAUCUCUGUGCGGUUCGAGUCUACACCGUUUCAGCGCGCUCCCAGUGAAAAGACGCGUCAUCCAGUAGAACCGGCUCACCAUCAGACGGCUGCAGCUCCUUUCAGCAGCUCUCAUCGCGGUAGCUUCUAGCAUCUACCAGUGUCCAGCAGCUGUCAGCUGUUGCCACUUCUCCCACACCUUCUACCAGUCUCGGCGGAUCACCAGGACGCUAUGCUGCGCGCCGGGCUUCGUCUGACCUCUGGUCUGAGGAAGGUGCUGCCAGAUCUCUGCCAGACGCACCACCAUGGAGUCCAGUGGCGAUUGCUCAGCUCCGUCACCAAAGAGACGCCGAUCGGGGUCAUCGGCAUUGGAAACGUCGGUGACGCCGUUGUGAGGAAUCUUCUGCGCUCUGGAUACACCGUCUUGGCCAUGUUCGACACAGACGGCGCGCGGAUGUCAGCGCUAGCAGAUCGGGUGGCGGUGGCCGACAGCUCCCGCCAGGUGGCGCAAAAGGCCGAUGUCGUCAUUACAUGUCUGCCGAAGCCGGAGCACGUGGAGCAGUCGUACGUCGGCCCGGACGGUCUUCUGGCAGGGUUCCGGCCGGGAACCGUGUGGAUCGACCACUCGACCACCGAUUACCAGGCCACCAUGCGCUACCACAAGGAGCUGAAGGGCAAGCAGGUGGAGAUGGUGGAAGCGCCCAUCACCGGCGGCCUCUCGGCGCUGAAGACGGGCACCAUGGUCACCUACCUGGGCGGCGACAAGGCCGUCGUCGAGCUCGUCUCACCGAUACUAUCGGCGAGCUACACUAACCUGGUGUACCUGGGACCAGUCGGGUCGGCGCUCAUCACCAAGGUCGUGUCAAACAUGCUGUGCAUGCUGAAUGCCAUCGCGACAGCGGAGGCCAUGAUGAUAGCCAAGAAGUCCGGCCUGGACCUGCACCAGUUCUGGAACGCGAUCCGCGCCGGCUGCGGCAACAGCUUCACGUGGGAGACGUCGGCGCCGUCCCUGUUGCGCGGUGACUACGACCCCACCUUUACCAUCGACCUGCACUGCAAGGACCUCGACCUCGGAUACCAGAUCGCCAAGCAGCACAAGGUUCCCAUCCCGCUACACGGGCUGGUGCAGCAAAUCUCCAACCAGGCCAUGUAUCAGUACGGUGCCGAGGCGGCCUGCUACUCGGGCCAGCGGCUCUACGAAGAGAGCUGCGGGGAGCUGCUGCGCUCUCCCGGCUUCGAGAACUGGAGCUACGAGAAUCGCAUCAUCGACGGCAGCGUGGUCCCGCAGCACCGCGACAUCCAGACAGAUGGGGAGUGAUGAUCCGGAGGGAUGGCACGCGAUUAUCUGGAGGGGGCGCGAUGAUCCAGAGGAUGAUAAGAAGCUGGGUGAUGAUCCGGGCGGAUUGUCGUGAGAUCCACCGAGAUUGUAGAUCCAGCACUAGCAUCCAUUCAAAAACAAUGGCUCUAAAUCUACGAUCAUCCGUUGAAAAGCUAGGCAGAUGGCAGGAUUAGGCAGAUGGAGCUAGGCCCUCUCAUUCGGCUGAAAACCACAGCGAGGCAUGGCUCGGAUUCGGAUAUUCAGGGCAACUUAAUUUCGAUUGUGUUUGGUGUUCAUUAA